AUGGCCUGUAGCGAUGCAAUGCUCUCGUGCUGCUCCUGCAAGCGUGCUUGGAGGACCGAAAUCGGUGUCUGCGAGCUGCUCAAGCUCGCCCGGCAUCCACUGAUGCAGCGCAGCCGCUACCCAUCCAGUGCCACCGAGACCAAGCUGAUGGCUGCCACCUUGAGCCAGCUGUAUUGGUCUGCCGGCAACGAGCUAUCGCCCUUCUUCUUUGCCCUGUACUCCUGUGAGGUCCUGGGUCUCCUCGACGCCACCACUGACUACCGCUGCAAGAUCAUCAAAUACCUCGACGACAUUGUACUGAUGGGUCCCGCGGAGGACGUGGCGGCCGACGUCGAGAUUGUCAAGGCUCGUGCAGAGUCUGCUGGCCUCCAUCUGCAGCCCAGUAAGAGCCGCUUCUACAUGCCUCACCAUCAUUCGGCUUCCAUCGCUGCUAUCAAGUCUGUCUUGCCAGAUGCCGUGCGCGAGACGGCCAACACGGGCAUGACGGUCUUGGGAACGCCGAUUGGCCGUCGCGAGUGGAUGAAGAAGCAGCUGAACGACAAGGCAAAGCACAUUACUGGCAAGCUCAAUGACCUCAAGACACCACCAAAGCUUUCGCUCCGUUCCGACGGACACGUGCUGGAGCAAAAUGACAUGCUGACGACCGGUGUCUCGCUUCAGGCCCUCCUCACGGCCAUGCAGUACGUGCCUAGCCUCAUCAACCACCUCUACACGCUGCCCCCAGGUCUCACGUCGGGCUUGUCCGAGCUCUUGAACCGUGCUUGCAAGGACACCUUUGUCAAAGCCUUUUUUGCCAAGGUAAACCUGUCUGCACCGGCUGGUGCUGAAGGUCAUGACGUUACGCUGGAACAGCUCCUUGAGGCUCGCCUCUUCACACGGGCCAACACCGGGGGCUUUGGCCUGCACGACUUGGUUGAGCGCGGUCCGGUGGCUUAUGUCUGCAACAUGGCCAAGCUGGCCACUCGCUACCCUCGGGUCUACGAUCGACUUUUGGAGGAUGAAUCGAGGGCUGCUGACUUUGAGGCCCACGUGCAGCGAGCCGGCUUCCAGAUGGCCACGGUCAAGGACGCGGCGACCCAGAUCAUUGCCCUCCGCUCCAAGGCGGCACUGGACGACCUGAUGGCCAAGUGCGCGCUGGACCUGCAGCAGGCAUAUCUGGCCUCACGCGAGUGGGGCGUUAGCACUGUCUUGACCAUGCGGGGUCGGGACAAGUUGCGUCGCUUGAGCGACACGACCUUUGCCAUUGCGGUCGUGUCCAUGAUGGGUUUUGGCCUCCAUGAACUCAUCAACAUCAAGCCGACGGACAAGUGCCCGCUCUGCAGCAGCAAGACACCUCAGCCGCGACUGACCCGCGAGCACCUGCUGACCUGCCGUCCCAUCAAGCGUCACAACGCCCUCCGCGACGAGAUGGGCCGCCUGCUCAGGUACGCCACCCUCUCCCAUGUCUGGGUGGAAAAGUCUGGCUACAACGCCAACGGUCAGAGCUGCCGCAUCGACCUGCACUGCCGCAACCCCUUUCCCGGCGGUGCCUUGGGCCCAGCUCUGCCCGACCUGGGCAUUGACGUAACUGUGCGCACAGCCCAACCCCCGACCACCUCGCAAGCCUGCAUCAAGGUGGGCGCUGCCCUUCGCCGAGCCGAAAAGGAGAAGCGCGAGUACUACACCGGUUUCAACCAUGGAAAAACUCUGAUCGUCCCUGCGGCGAUGACGACAACCGGUGGGUUCGCCUCCUCCUUUGUGGAUCUGCUUGGUCAGCUCGCCCGCUGCGCCGAGGCCCGUGGUGUGUACCAGCCGGGGCUGGAUGAGGCCUUUGUUCCUCGGUGGAAGGGUCGCUUUGCGGCGCUGGUCCAUCAGAUGAACGCUGACCACAUCCAGCGCCACUUUGGCGGUGUCUGCCUGCGCUCGUCCAUGUUGUUGUCUGCCCCCUCGACCGCACUGUCUACGAUUGACCUGCGCAAUAUGUUUCACGAUCGUCUCCGUUGGCUUGUGACGGGGCAACUAGGUCGGGUCGUGGACGCCAUGCGCAAGGCAGUCGCACGCAAGCAGAGCCGUCGAGGACAGCUGAACGCCGGCGCGGGCGCCCACCCGAACGACGCAGUCGACCAGAGCCUCAGGUCACUCGUCCGCGACCCGGACCUGGCGGACGAAGCCUGGGCAAACCACGUCACGAACCGUCUGAACCGAGGUCAGAUUGCCAAAGCAUUUGAUGCCGACAAGGCUCGUGCCGUGAUUGGUAAUUCUGAGGUUCAGGCCGUGCGCGACCUCUUGGUGCCGCCCGGGCUGACCCCGUACAUUGCUUCGACACCCGCCUCCACAUCUACACUGGCACCAGCCACGGCUGUGAGCUCCCCAACCGUGUCCUUCACCAAGGGUGAGCUCCCCAAGGCGUUGGCGGCCACCAAGGGUGUCACCGACCCCUAUGGUUGGUCUGGUGAGCUUCUUGCCUCCAUCUACCGCAUCAAGGAGCACUUCAGUCAAGUCUUGGGCCCACGCCAGGGUUCCACCAGCGACCCGACUGCUCCUUCUGAUGGAGACGCGCCUCAGGGCCCCACCACCGCCACUGGAGGUCCUCAGGUUGCCUUGAACAAGAUCUUUCACCACAUUGCCAACAACACCGUGCCCGAGUCGAUUCGACAUGCCCUUUGCUCCAUCAACUACACUAUCCUGGAGAAGGCCAAUGGCAAGUUUCGACCCGUGGGCACGGAUUCCAUCUUCAACAAGGUUGUCAACCGCGCUCUGCUCGAGCUAUUAGAGGCACAAUCUGAGACGGGGCCCCGCCUUGACCGCAAAGCCUGGGUCAAUCAUGUACUACGCGAGCACCCCUACGACGAGCAAGCCACUGAUCUGGUCAAGCAGGUGAUGGAGGCCAAAUUGGUCGCCCAGUGCAACAAGUUCAACACCGCUCCCGAUGUGGUGCCAAUCUGA
Molecule: messenger RNA, 2925 nt
Organism: Monosiga brevicollis MX1
Lineage: Eukaryota; Choanoflagellata; Craspedida; Salpingoecidae
Exons: 6
Coding region: 1-2925 (974 amino acids)
Biological process (GO): translation
Cellular component (GO): mitochondrial small ribosomal subunit; ribosome
Molecular function (GO): structural constituent of ribosome; RNA binding
Source: RefSeq, a predicted model, not a curated record